AUGUUAGAGUCUAACCAAAGUUCACUCCUUUGUUUAAGUCUUACUUCUUUUACAGGAGCCACUACAUUUAAAACUGAUAAAAACAUAUCUUUAAAAAGUAGCCAAGACUCAUCGACAGAUUUGGCCGUAAACAUACUCGACCAGUCACAAAGUUUAAGAUUAUUUCAUGAAACACUAAUAGUUGAUGGACAACUUAUGGUUGACGAACCAGAUAUGGUUGAUGAACCAUUUAUAGUUGAUGAACCACUUAAAUUUGAUGAAUCACUUUUGGUUGAUGGACCAGUUAUAUUUGAUAGACCAUUAAUAGUCGAUGGACCACUUAUAGUUGAUGAAUCACUACUAGUUGAUGGACCACUUAUAGUUGAUGGACCACUUACAGUUGAUGGACAGUUUAUUGUUGAUUGA
Ruditapes philippinarum (Manila clam) is the source of this 405-nucleotide messenger RNA. RefSeq lists its product as uncharacterized. The transcript has 2 exons. The coding region runs from base 1 to 405 and encodes 134 amino acids. The record is from RefSeq and is a predicted model, not a curated record. Lineage: Eukaryota; Metazoa; Mollusca; Bivalvia; Venerida; Veneridae.